Molecule: messenger RNA, 3253 nt
Organism: Dreissena polymorpha
Lineage: Eukaryota; Metazoa; Mollusca; Bivalvia; Myida; Dreissenidae
Exons: 4
Coding region: 106-1827 (573 amino acids)
Source: RefSeq, a predicted model, not a curated record
GUGUAUUGACACAGUUAUUUUAUCAGCAGAUAUAUCUACACAAUAGAUAUAGCAAGUGACAGAUUUAUCCUCAUGCUCUAUAUUGUAUAUCCAUUGAUUGCAUAAAUGGCUGAAGAUUCUGUUCCAGGAAGAAGAAUAAACACCCUUCCAGGAGAGUGGACACAACAUGAAAUGCGCGAAAAAGACGUUGACGAAAUCGACGUAGGGUACUUCGAGUUUUUGAUGAAAGAAAUAUGCCCGUGGAAUUACUGUGAUAGAAGAAAGACGAUUCAGGCAUAUUGUUCAGAAAACUCUGAUUUGAAAAAUAUAAACGAGGUUUUUGAUACCUUUCGGAAACGUUGCCGUUCUGAGAUAUGUGUAGAUUGCGACAUAGCAGCGGUGAAAUCAUGGUUAGAUCGCACCGAUAUCAAAGAAAGAUAUCCUAAUGUAUUUCCGGUCAUAGAAUCUGAUAGAAGCGUUCAUAAAAUUACGUUGUUCUCCUCCGAUGAAGAUGCUCUUAAGAAGAUAGUUGAACACUUGGAACGCUUCAUGACGUCACAGCGGCGACAUGGACAGUACCUUCAACACUCAGAAGACUAUUCAGAAGACUACGAUACAAUUUCUCAAACGCCUGGAGAGAAACUAGGCACAUUUUACUUGACUGCCAAACACGUUAUGUGUAUCUGUGUUGGUGAUAUAAUUGACUAUGAUGGACCUGAUGUUGGGAUCGUUAAUCCUGCUGUUGUCAGAAAAUCUGGGCAAAUUGAUGGCAAAGGAAUUUUAUUCGAACGUAUUAAGAAAGCGGGUGGUGAUACGUAUGAGGAUUCUUUAUCGAAAAACACACCUGUGGAUACAAUUUCUACAUUUUGUAUAGUGACAAAAGGUGGUCGUUUGAAAGCCAAAAUUAUACACCCAUUAAGACAAAUUAACGGAAAAUCUACAAGACAAACCAAUAUUUUCUUUAACAUAUCUGACUGUCUCUCCGCCGCAAGAAGAAAUAAAUUAAAGCGACUGGUAUUUCCUUUCGUCUACUCAGGGUCUGGUGGAGUGGAUAUAAAAGAUUGCGCAUACCACUACGCAUGUGCACUAACCGAAUUCUUUAGGGAGUAUCCCACGCAGCUAAUUGGACCUUACGAAACUUUCUUUGUUGAAAUUGACAAGCCAAAAGCCGUCAGCAUUAUGCAACACCUCCGGUGCUUGUUGGCAACGCAGAGUUCGGAGUUGAUGAAUGUUCCACGAUCAAUUGCUCCACGAUCUGAUCAAGUGUUAGCGGAAUAUGUUUUUAAGAACACAACUAUCGUUGUAGAAUACGGAGCAGCAAUCGGCAAAGUAAACGUUGACGUCAUUGUUUGUCCUGAAUACACACAAACUGACUACAGAGGCUUUAUUUCCAAUGCUAUCAAAUUUGCAUUUAGAAUAGAGAUCGGCAAAAUUGACGAGAAAGUUCGAAAAGGAAAAGUUGCAAGUUCCGUUUGCUCUUUGCAUCCAAAGUGUGAGCGCAAUAUAUAUGUUUACCACAUCGAAGCCGUAACGUUCAAAGCAGGGUCAUAUGCAACAAAAGAGGAGUCCAAAAACGCAAUCCGGAUGUGCAUCCAAGAAGUGUUCGAAAAACUAAAACGUCACAAGAGCAGGAACAUCAAAAGCAUUGCAAUACCUUUAAUUGGCGUCACUGAUGUUAACGACAUCUCGGCGGUCAAGACGGUAUGCAAGGUGUUCCUUAAAGCCGUCCUUGCAUGCAGCUCUACAAGGACGGAUGGACCUCAUUUGUAUGUUCACCUCAUUAACCAAUGUCAGCAGAUCACGGAUUGGUUACAGGAAAACCUUUACAGAGAGAUAUAUCAUCCAUAAAAUAUUGAAGCAAGUUACCUGUGUGAUCAUAACUUCAUCAAAAUGUAAGACUGUUUGCUUAUCGCUUGGGUUUUCAUGGAGUACUUCGUGGAGGACAGAGGAAUGUGCGGUUGCGUUAAUACACUUACAAGAUAGCAAACAAACCCUUUACAUCGCGCAUCUUAUUUAACGACUCAUUAUCUUUGCUUUAUAAACAGUAGAAUGUAUUACAAUUCCUGAAAGUUAUUAAAAAAUAAUAGAUGUGAAACAUGUCAUAACAAAUCAAAAACACACAAAUGUGUUUCAAACUACACAAAUGUGUUAAAACGAAUAGAAGUCAGAGGUUCUAUAUGAAUAACUUCCAUGAUACUUUGUUUCCUACUUACGUUGAUUCGCAUUUUAUGAAUCUUUAAACAUCGUCAUUUUUUUCAUGUAUAGUGACAUAUGUUUUAAGCAGCAUAAAACUGUUUUCAGUCGCUGGUUCCUAUUUCUACUUUUACACAUCGAAUCUAUCUGAAUUGUCGGUAUGAUAUCAGAUCCGAAAGUAUUACAUUUUAAUUUAUUAUAUCGUUCAUCAUUUACAAAUUACUCAUUGUUGUUUAUUGUGAAUAUAAUGCAUGCUCAUACUAUUCUAGAACGACACUUUAUGUACAUGCAUUAAACUCCCUUUUCACAGAGCACGACCCUAAUAUAUAAUAUGUUCCUGCCAUUGUUUGCUGCGACAGUAUACGUAACGCCAUUAUAGUUUGUUUAUUAUUCAAGCGAUGUAUCCAAUACUUCAAUAAAGUGCUUAUAAACACGUGUUUUUUUAAUGAAUAACUUGUACAGGAACUAGCAUGAAAAAAACAUUUUUAAACAUUGAUUGUAUUCAAUAUUGCGGAUUUAUUUUGUAAUCAGAUCUGUGUUAAUGAUAUCUUAUCUAAAUUGAUUGUAUAAACAACACAAAUAAUGUAGCAUGAUCAUAAAUACAGCUCAUGCGACAGUAUUAUUUCUUUACUCGUAUCGAAGUGUUAAGUGUAAGGCAAUGGCGUAUUGCCAUAUGCGGGUAUAAUAAUUUCAUGUUUACAUAUUAUCUGAAAUUGAUUAAACAAUAUUUUAAACGCAUAUUGACAUAAUAAUGAUAAAAAAUAAUUUGGAAAUAAUUCAAGAUCUGAUUUGUUCAGUGCUUUAACAUCGGAAAGCAUGACUACUAUUUCUCAAUAUAAGGCAGCAAUAAAUAGCAAGUUUACUGUAGCCUUUAACGUUAUGAAUAGGUUGCAAAACAAACCAGAAUCGUAGCAACCUUUAUAACCGUUGUCUGCAACCUUUUGUGUUUUUGCGUUCUUAUUGAGGCAAGGGAUGGUGUCCGCGAUAAGGACGUCAAAGAAGCCUUUACUACUUAGCUUAGGAUACACGUUGAUGCUGGAAUUAAUUAUAAUUUUGUUGGAAUUAAAAUGAUAAAAAAUAA